Messenger RNA from Choloepus didactylus (southern two-toed sloth), 3361 nucleotides. It is a transcript of the gene RIMS3, whose product is annotated as regulating synaptic membrane exocytosis 3. The record is from RefSeq and is a predicted model, not a curated record. The transcript is spliced from 10 exons. Gene Ontology annotation, biological process: regulation of synaptic plasticity; positive regulation of synaptic transmission; regulation of membrane potential. Gene Ontology annotation, cellular component: cytoskeleton of presynaptic active zone; presynaptic membrane. Bases 497 to 1423 code for a protein of 308 amino acids. NCBI's taxonomy places the organism in Eukaryota, Metazoa, Chordata, Mammalia, Pilosa, Megalonychidae. Gene Ontology annotation, molecular function: transmembrane transporter binding; small GTPase binding.
CCCGCGUCCCUGCCCCCUCGCAGUCCGCCGCCCGCCUGGGACCGGGCCGCGCCCACCGCCGGGUCCGCGGGGCGGGGUCCCGGGGCAGCACCUGCCCCGCCUGGUGGGGCCGCUUCGGCCUGCUGAGCCCCUCUCCCCGGCUGGACCCCCGUCACACCUUCGGGGGGAGGGUAUCCUCCCUGGCUGACCUCCUGGCUGCCUGGACCCCACCCCCCAUCACCUUCUCUGGACAGCCCAGUACUGAAGAGAGGGUUUCUUCCAAGUGUCCUACGUAUCGAAAUCCAGCCCCUUUUCUUACAUCACCUCCUCUUGGGAGCCUGCCCUGAUUGCCUUCACCUCAUUUCUCGAAAAUUGGUAUCCAGGCAGAAGUUAACUGAAGCCUUAUGCAAAUGCCCUAGGAGUGUGCUGGCGGGAGGGGCACAGCCCCCGGUGAUGCAGAGCACCACGCUGGGAUUCAUCAGUUUGAGCUCCCUGAGGCCCUGCCGCCCCCAGGACCAUGUUUAACGGGGAGCCGGGUCCGGCCUCGGCCUCGGCCUCCAGAAAUGUGGUGCGGAGUUGCAGUAUCAGCGGAGAAAUCUGCGGCGCCCAGCAGGCUGGGGGCGGGGCCGGCGUCACCACCGCCAAGAAGCGGCGCAGCAGCCUCGGCGCCAAGAUGGUGGCCAUCGUGGGCCUGACACAGUGGAGCAAGAGCACACUCCAGCUCCCCCAGCCUGAAGGGACCACCAAGAAACUGCGCAGCAAUAUCCGGCGGAGCACAGAGACCGGCAUUGCGGUGGAGCUGCGAAGCCGGGUCACGCGCCAGGGCAGCCGGGAGUCCACCGACGGGAGCACCAACAGCAACAGCUCUGAGGGCACGUUCAUCUUCCCCACCACCCGGCUGGGGGCCGAGAGCCAGUUCAGCGAUUUCCUGGAUGGGCUAGGGCCAGCCCAGAUCGUGGGGCGACAGACGCUGGCAACACCGCCGAUGGGGGAUGUGCACAUUGCCAUCAUGGACCGGAGCGGCCAGCUGGAGGUGGAAGUGAUUGAAGCUCGGGGUCUGACCCCCAAACCAGGCUCCAAAUCCCUCCCAGCCACCUAUAUCAAGGUUUAUCUGCUUGAGAAUGGGGCCUGCUUGGCCAAGAAGAAGACAAAGGUGGCCAAGAAGACCUGUGACCCCCUGUACCAGCAAGCUCUGCUCUUUGACGAGGGGCCCCAGGGCAAGGUGCUGCAGGUGAUUGUCUGGGGAGACUACGGCCGCAUGGACCACAAGUGCUUCAUGGGCAUGGCCCAGAUCAUGCUGGACGAGCUGGACCUGAGUGCCACGGUCACCGGCUGGUACAAACUCUUCCCCACUUCCUCAGUGGCAGACUCCACACUCGGCUCCCUCACCAGGCGCCUUUCCCAGUCCUCCCUGGAGAGUGCCACCAGCCCCUCAUGCUCCUAAGGACCUCAGGAAGAGAGGCCAGGAUGGCGAUGAGCUGUCCUCCACCUGGAUGGAGAGAGAUGGCACGCAUUUGGAGCUAGGAGGUUGUCCAGUAGCAUUUCUGCAGUGGCUGCAGGGAGAUGGAAGAGAAAAGGCCUGCCUCCCUGCCUACCCCUGCCUGUCUUUCACUUCCACCUCCUCAGUUUUCUUCUCCAAUAUCCUGGUACAUAAAAGGUUCUUUAAAAUGCUGCUUUCUGCACUUGCUUGUCUUUCAUUGAAGGACCAGGGAGGAGAAGAGAAUGUUGAGUGCUUCCCUGCCUUGUCCCUCCGGCCAGAAAAGACUGGGGCAAAACAAAACAAUCAUGAUGAAAGGGUAGGUGAGGCCUGGAUGGGGGCAGGAGUGGCCUGGUCUGACUGGGAAAGGGUUAUUUUGAAAGAGUGCCUGAGCAUCUCAGAGCAAUGUCAGUGAUGCCAAAGAGAGCAACUCGGCCUCUGUGGGCACCCACUCUUCCGGUUGAGCUGGACAGUGUAGCUCAUAUGCUGGCAUGUGUGACAAUGGGGCCUUGUUCUCUGACAAAGGGCUUAAUCUUUCCAUGUAGCAAAGCAACUCCCUCUCCCCCCAACCCUGAGCUUGGGCUUUUGGGGCCCAGCAUGGCUGUGCCUGCAAGGGAAGCCACACCAGCGAGAGAAACCUGUGUUCUCUCAGAGGCCUGGACUGGCUUGGGGCGAGUGAUCGUUGAAAAACCUGAGCAUUACUGCAUUGGGGAAAACCUUCCAUGGCCUUAGCUGGAAACUUGGCCAGUUUCCCUGAGGCUGGGAGAGCUGCACUGUGUUCCAGGCAGCUUGGCUAACAGAAAUGGGCCCUGGAAUUCCAGGGCAAUAGAGCAUCCACCCAUUGGUCGAUGACCUGAGCAGCUGGCUGUGGGAAUCCAAGGCUGUUAUAUACAGUUUUGCCAGGAACUGUGACCUUGGGCAAGACUCUUCACUGUUCUGGGCCUCAGCUUCUUCAUCUGCAAAAUCAGAACAUUACCUGGUUGCUCCAUGGUUCCCUCCAGCUUUUGAAAUUCUCUGAUCUGGAGAUGAUGGUUGUGAGGCUGGUGUACCUGGCACUUGGUUCCGUGGGCUGGUUUCUUUCAACCCUUGUGCCCAAACUGGGUGCCAGACCUCAUCCAGUCCAUGCCCAGAUGCUGCUUCCAACCAGAACUCUGGGAAUCCUAACUGACUCUGCUUUCACCUCUUUGUCGUUUGUGCUCCCUUUUAUUCUUAUGUAGUGAUGAGAAAUGACUAGGGUUGUCUACAAAUGGACAAUGUUCAGGUUGCUGAUAUGAUGUCACAACCUCAGCUGCAUCCUGAGUAGGUCAUUAUCUGCAUCCCCACCCCCACCCCCACCCCCAGCGAUGAGGCUGGGCCAUUCCUCAUUUCUGCUUCUAGAAUGACAUCAGUGGAAAAGUUGAAGACCUGAGAAUUUUAAAGGAAAUGCUCUCUAAUGGGAUGAGAGAGGAAACUUAUUUCCCUUCAAAAUGUUUUGCUUUGUAAGAACACUCUCCUCUCUCCAGAAUGUCCUUUUGAUGGACGUCACCUCGUAGACAGAGUGGCUGCUGCUUUGGAAAAUUGGCCUGAUCUGUCAACCUCCUUUAGAAUGUAAAUCCACAGGAGGCAGGAACCCCCUUUUUAGAAUUUCCAAAUGCAUCCUGUAAAGAAAGAGAGAGCUGCUAGGGCCUGACAAGCACACUGUUUAGAUAAGAAGCAAAUAGCCUUUUGUAUCUGUGCUCUAUACAUUUUAUAUGUGCAGCAUUUUCCAAACUUGUUGUGAUUCCUGGGUGGCAGGUGGACAGCUGGGAAGGACUGCCGGCUGUUGUGUACAUUCUUGCCAAUUCCCUUGAGGAGACAACUCUUCACACGGCUUCUGCAUGUACAGUAUUUGGGCAGCAAAAAAUGAUUAAAGUCAGUUUGAAAGUG